This is a messenger RNA of Cyphellophora attinorum, 1467 nucleotides long. RefSeq lists its product as uncharacterized. The record is from RefSeq and is a predicted model, not a curated record. Bases 1 to 1467 code for a protein of 488 amino acids. Lineage: Eukaryota; Fungi; Ascomycota; Eurotiomycetes; Chaetothyriales; Cyphellophoraceae. The transcript has a single exon.
AUGUCCAGUAACACCUCGUCGAACGCUCUUCAAGGAUGGACACCAUCACCCGAAGGUCGCGGUUCCCUCGACAUCCUAUGGACGUGCUUCGCCACGAUCUUUCUGUCAACCUGGUCAGCCAUCUGUCUCAAUGUACCAGAGCCCUACGACACAAUACGAACCCAUCUAGUCCGCAAGACCUGGAUAACAAUCAUCUCCAUCCUCGGCCCAGAGUUCCUGGCAGGGUACGCCCUAGGAGAAUGGCAAGCAGCGCGCACAUCAGUCCAACUCUUCCACGCUCUCCGUCAGGACGAUCGCUGGACACUGCGGCAUGCUUUCUUUGCAAACAUGGGCGGCUUCGCCAUGCGACUGACAAACGGUGAGGGAACAUACUUUCUCGACGCACCACAGAUCCUGUGGCUCGUGAAGCACAACGCAGUCAGCAUGGCGCGCUUCGAGGAAUGUUUCCUGCUCGAUCUCAAGACUAUCGACGAUAGGAACAAAGCUGACAGCUUCGUGCGUGUCCUUGCGGUGGGCCAAGCACUGUGGUUCACUAUCCAAAUCAUUGCGCGAGGUGCGCAAGGUCUAGCGGUCACGACUUUGGAAGUCACCGUCAUUGGAAUCAUUGUCAACAGUGUGGUUGUGUACUAUUUCUGGAAGAACAAGCCGGCCGAUGUGGAGUCCAUUGAGGUUAUAGAGCUCGACUUUACAAUCGAGCAACUGCUCCGGCUCGAGGACAGCGACGACGAGGUGCGACGGACCAGAAGAUCAUACUUUCGCACGCCACUCGAGUUCGUCGACGACAAGACGUGGUGGUGUAGUCUCAUCUAUACAUACCUGAUCAACAUCCUGAAGGGAAUCUUCCGUGUCAUUCUGCCUUGGAGGAGGAAUCACAACAAACACAACUCUGAGAUCUCCAAGAACAAGGUCUCCCUUGGUCGACGCUCCGACAACGACGUCCUGCCUCUGACUGGUCGCACCCUAGCCAUCGCGACAGGCUGUUCCAUUGCUUUCCUCGGCACCAACUUCAUUGCCUGGCACUUCCAUUUCCCAACCAGCACAGAACGCCUGCUGUGGCGCGUGUGUUCGUGCAUCUUGCUCGGGUCCCUCGUCGGUCUCGUAGGCGCAGAAUGGGCUUAUUCAAGAGACAACGUGGCAAAGAUGCAGGCACAGGUGCGGCAGCGAAGGGAAACCCAUCGAGAGGAUGAGAAGCAAAGACGACGGGCACCAGGCGCCAAAUUCUCGUCAUGGCAGUCUAUCCGUUUCCGCUACGACUCCUUGAUGCUGAACAUCUGCAACAACAGCCCAGAGGGCAAUCCGGCUCUGGAUGUCUCGCCUGUGUUCGCGAUCGGUGGCACGGCUGCAUUUGCUGUGUACUUUUGUGCACGCGUGUAUAUCAUUGUCGAGGACCUGAUUGCGUUUCGCGCGAUGCCGCAGAGCGCGUUUUAUACUGUUGACUGGUGGACGUUGCUGCCCCAUCUGGGGUGA